This is a messenger RNA of Westerdykella ornata, 1936 nucleotides long. RefSeq lists its product as uncharacterized. Gene Ontology annotation, cellular component: MIS12/MIND type complex. The transcript has 6 exons. Gene Ontology annotation, biological process: cell division; mitotic sister chromatid segregation. The record is from RefSeq and is a predicted model, not a curated record. The coding region runs from base 223 to 1746 and encodes 507 amino acids. Lineage: Eukaryota; Fungi; Ascomycota; Dothideomycetes; Pleosporales; Sporormiaceae.
CAGGACCAACUCCCUCCGCCUUCCGUCCACUCCCCCGCGAAGUCUCCCACUCCGACUGUGCCAGCUAUUCACAUUAUCGCCAAUCACUACAUUUCGCUCACCUUCGACAUAUCACGCAUAUUCUCCGCCGCGUAGUACAAACUCCCCAAGCAUCGUCGUCGCGCCUUCCAUGCACGCGCUUGACCCCCCGUCCACGAGAUCACCAGUAUAGCAGCCGGACCCAUGACCGCAAUUAUUGCGAGGAAUCCUCUGCAAUCGCUACCUACGGCAAUGAAUCGUCCUACUACGCGACGGAGAAGUCAACAGAACGCUUUUGGAGAUGACGAUGCGCCCGCUGCGAAGAGACCGAGAACAGAGGUGAAUGGGGCAGGGAGGAAAACAAAUGGAGCAGCGAAGCCCAGCGCAAAGGCCGCGUAUAAUGAAAAUGCCGACGGUUUCCAGUUCACCCGCCGUACGUCUCGGAGGACAACAAGGUCGCAGCACGCAACCGAACCCAUACCCGAAGAGCCUGCGAAACCCGCUCCUGCGCCAGCGCGUCGGAAGAAAUCGCUCGACGCACCAGAGCCUCCGGAAUCAGGACCGCAGAAGAGACGGCGAUCCGCGCGGUUAUCGGGGGAUAGUGAGAAUUUAGAGCCGACAAAGCCAGUGGCAAAAGUUGCGAAGAAGAGCGCACCACCAGAAAGGAGAAGGAAGGAGGUCACGCCUGGUGUUGCGCAAAGGGAGACAAGUUCGGCGCCGGUGGUUCAAACUCCCAAGCACGGGGAUUUGCAUGUUGCCAAGAAGCGCAAUGGUGGUGGGACAAAGGUGAUGCUCCCUUUUGCGGAUACGCCAGUUAUUGCGCGGAAUAAAGAAAUGCGGAAAGCCAGCCAGGAGGGACAUCGUAGGAGCAGUACAGGGUUGCGAGGGAGAAGAGCAAGUUCCUUGAUUGAUAGUGGCCUGUCGAUAGCACUACCUCAUUCCGAUGUCGAAAUCGGCGAUUUCUACAAGUAUAUUGAGGAUGGUCUCAUGGAGCAGCGCCGAAUGGCCCAGUUGUUGAGUUGGUGUAGCUCAAGAGCACUGUUGGAGAAGCCAUCAGGCGAUGUGAAGGAUGGAAAUGCCAUCAUGGCAGCACGAGCAAUGCAAGAAGAACUAAUAAACGAGUUCGGAAGCAAGCCAGAACUUUCCAAUUGGUUCGACAGGGAGGAAACCGUGCCAACAACUGUGGUAAAGAAGUCGAACCCAGUUAAUGAAAGGAACCAGGCUACAUUGAAGGAGCUGGAAGACGAAGUGCAGCGGCUUGAGGAGGAAUUAGCGGCAUGGGAAGCAAUUGCUUCAUCAUCAUCGCAACCGCCCCCACCCGCUCCUUCGAUACCCACGCCAUUCCCAACCCUCUCAGACAUCGAUGUCUCUCUUCUAGACCCCUCACAAGCCGCUAUACUCUCCGCAUUACAAUCGCAAUCCCUACCCAAGCCGUCUGAACCCGCACAACCACCGUCUGGUCCCUUCACAUUCACGACUCCUGAAGCCUUAGGAACCCAUCUCUCCCAGCUUUCCCUAUCCCUGGAACCGAACAUCGACCUCCUUGCAGACGGUUUGCAUAAGGUUGAGCAGUACAGAAUCACAGCAGAACGUGUCGCAGACCGCGUACUCGGAACCGCAGCACAACGGCUCGAAGAGAGGGACAAGCAAGGCAAGGAGAUGGCGGGAAGUGAAGGCAUUGGCAUAGGCGACGUGCUCAAGGGCCUUGCAGGAGUUCUUAAUGAAUGAAUAGUCCCCUCGGAGGCGAAUCAUAAUGGAUCCAUCUUUUGGCAAACGUUAUGCCACGCGGCUAGACCGGUGUCUUCUUCUUCUACGAAUCAGAAUGAUAUAUGUGGAGUACUCCUUUGUUUUUCCUUCUACCCCUUGGGCCAGCUUCUGAUUUCGGUAUCUCGGGGUUGUGUGGCAUUGGCGCGGCAUC